This is a messenger RNA of Budorcas taxicolor (takin), 2950 nucleotides long. It is a transcript of the gene PARVB, whose product is annotated as parvin beta. The transcript is spliced from 13 exons. Bases 60 to 1157 code for a protein of 365 amino acids. Gene Ontology annotation, biological process: actin cytoskeleton organization; lamellipodium assembly; establishment or maintenance of cell polarity. The record is from RefSeq and is a predicted model, not a curated record. Gene Ontology annotation, molecular function: actin binding. NCBI's taxonomy places the organism in Eukaryota, Metazoa, Chordata, Mammalia, Artiodactyla, Bovidae. Gene Ontology annotation, cellular component: cytoplasm; focal adhesion; lamellipodium.
CAGGGCGGCUCCCAGACGCGCUGCUCCCGGCCCGGCCACCGGGGUCCCCGUGCGUCCCCAUGUCCUCCGCGCCGCUGCGCUCGCCCGCCCUGCGGCCCCACAGGAUGAAGAAGGACGAAUCGUUCCUCGGCAAGCUGGGCGGCACGCUGGCGAGGAAGAAGAAGGCCAAGGAGGUGAGUGACCUCCAGGAAGAAGGGAAGAAUGCCAUCAACUUGCCCAUGUGCCCCGCUCCAGUGGAAGUCCACCCUGAAGACUCCCUGCUCGAGGAGAAUGAGGAACGCACGGUGAUCGACCCCACCUCCAGGGACGACCCCAGAUUCAAGGAGCUGGUCAAGGUCCUCAUCGACUGGAUCAACGACGUGCUGGUGGAGGAGAGGAUCAUCGUGAAGCAGCUGGAGGAGGACCUGUACGACGGGCAGGUGCUGCAGAAGCUGCUGGAAAAGCUGGCAGACUGCAAGCUGAACGUGGCCGAGGUGACCCAGUCAGAAAUCGGACAGAAGCAGAAGCUGCAGACGGUGCUGGAGGCGGUGCAGGAGCUGCUGCGGCCCCAUAGCCGGCCGCUCCAGUGGACCGUGGACUCGAUCCACGGGAAGAAUCUAGUGGCUAUCCUGCACCUCCUCGUGGCCCUGGCCAUGCACUUUCGGGCCCCGAUUCACCUCCCGGAACACGUCUCCGUGCAAGCGGUGGUCGUGCGGAAACGGGAAGGCCUGCUGCACUCCAGCCACGUCACCGAGGAGCUGACGACGACCACUGAGAUGAUGAUGGGGCGCUUUGAGCGGGACGCCUUCGACACGCUCUUCGACCACGCCCCCGACAAGCUCAGUGUUGUGAAGAAGUCUCUCAUCACGUUUGUGAACAAGCACCUCAACAAGCUGAAUCUGGAGGUGACGGAACUGGAGACCCAGUUUGCAGAUGGCGUGUACCUGGUGCUGCUCAUGGGGCUCCUGGAAGAUUACUUCGUACCCCUGCACAACUUCCACCUGACCCCUGACAGCUUCGAUCAGAAGGUCCACAACGUGUCAUUUGCCUUUGAGCUGAUGCUGGACGGAGGCCUUAAGAAGCCCAAGGCUCGCCCUGAAGAUGUGGUGAACCUGGACCUCAAAUCCACCCUGCGGGUUCUUUACAACCUGUUCACCAAGUACAAGCACCUGGAGUGACAGCAAGGAGCCGCAGUGAUCUCAGCGGGGACCGCGCUUCGGGUGGUGCCCCGGCCUCCUCUCGCAGCCCGUGGUUGCUCCCCACCCCACCCCCCUUUUUUUUUCUGGUAGAUUCUCUUCACCUCCUUUCCUUUUAAUUCCACAGUGGGCGGCAUCCCUAGAAAUGCAGGUUCCAAACACCAGUGCUUUUCAAGUUUGCAGCCUUGCCUCACCUGGAGUGCCACAGGGGGCCAAGUCAAUUGUUAAUCAAAAGAUGGAAAAGAAAAAAAUCCGGAACCCCUACCCUCAGCCCCUGGGAUGCGGGGGCGGGGUGCCUGGCGUUCCAGCUGACAGCCGUCAGUGAUCACAAGUCAUCAGAAACACACUGCAGCGUUGCAGCAGGGGCGAUGGCUCUACUCUCCUGGUGGCAUCUCCUGGGCAGGACUCUCCUGGGCAGCCAGGCCUUUUUACAAAAAAGCAUUUUUCAGUUUGAAAAAAAAUUCCCUCGGAGCUCCUGGAAGCCUCAGCUGUGACCGGAGUGUCCAGUCACAUCCUUACUCCUGGUCUGCCCCAUGCGGCUUGCAUUUCGCUUUUGCGCAGACGUCUGGGACCCAGCGGACCCAGCGGCCACAGUCCGUAGGAGGAAGGGUUUCUGAGGCGUUUCUUCAUCUCUUGCUGCGGCUGAGUGGGCUGUGUCGGAGCUGGCUCUAAAAGGCAGCUGGAGACAGCUCCGCUGGGAAGUCUCCAAUCCCAGAGGCCCUGUUUGAGGAUGGAUGUCUUUCCAAAAACCUUUGGAAAGCAGGUGUUUCCGUUUGCAGGGGCUGCCGUAACAGAGUGCCGCGGGUUGGGGGCUGGGUUAGGGCACGGACGCUCAGUGUCUCAGCUCUAGAGGCUGGAAGUCGAGAUGGUGGUGUCAGCGGAGCUGGUGCCUCUGGAGCCUUCUGGACUUGUGGAUGGGCACCGUCUUCCCUCGCUUCCUAUGCUUCCCCCCGUCUGUGAGUCUGCGUCUCAUCUCUUAUAAGGACACCAGGCAGAACGGAUUGGGGUGGACCCUAAUGACCUCACAGUACCUUAAUUACCUCUGCGAAGACCCCUGUCCCCAAAUACCAUCACCUGCUGAGGUCCUGGGGGUUAGGACUUCAAUAUGUGGGUCGGGUGGGCCACAGCUCAGCCCAUAAGAGGGGAGGUGAAGUGUUCACCUCUGUCCUCCGCGAGUCCCAGCUUUCUGCAGCCUGUGGCAUCCUUGGGGCGCCCUGUUGAAGGAAAUGCGGUUCCUCACUUGUGUGCUCUUCACCCCUUGCCCGCCUCAUCUCGGGAGAGAAAGGGGCACCCCCAGGCUGGGUCUCAGGCGGGUCUUCUGCUAGGUCACCCCCACCCCCACCUCGCUGCAGAGCCGGGGUUUUCAUGACACCUGGACCCCCGAGUUUGCUCAGUACCCUGGCAACAUGGGGCUUUCUCUUCUGUGAUAUUCACCUUCCCCACUGUAGGUCAGAGCUGUUGAGCACAUCGUUAAUAUUACAUUGCGUCCCAGUGCUCAGGACUUAAAGAACAGCUGCCUGUUCUGCCUGGGCUCGGGUGGCUGCCAGCCUGGGGCUGGGUUCAGAACAGCCAAUUUGAUGGAGGAGGUUACCCAGCAGGGGAAAGAAAUAAUUAAAACGGCAUUACAGCGUCUCCUGCGGGAGGCGGUGACAUUAAAGACCCACGUUGACAAGAUAGCCGAGGCUGGAAUAUUCUGUGCUGCCUCAUUACACGUGUGGAGCCAUGGUGCCAGGGAGGCGGAGGCCCCUCCACCUGCCGUGGGCACUCGUGGGCCU